Messenger RNA from Rotaria socialis, 2994 nucleotides. The record is from the annotation of a GenBank genome assembly. NCBI's taxonomy places the organism in Eukaryota, Metazoa, Rotifera, Eurotatoria, Philodinida, Philodinidae.
AUGACUCAAUCACCGACUGACAUAGUGCCUAAUAAAUCUCAAUUCUCUACUGGUCCCACGUGUUCAUCACAUACAUGUGUCACAUUUCACAUAGAUGAGACACAUGAGUCAUCUGUGGAAGCCUAUAGAAAACAGCCAACAAGAAACAAUUCUCCAGAACCCUUUGUUGCUAAUGAAAUACGAUCAUGGUCUUCAUUUACUAAUGGCUCAGUUGUUAAACAAGUUCUUGGCGAGUUCGAUAAAAAAGCAUCGAAUAAACGGCUACAACAAAUGAAUGCUUAUCGAACUUCAAAAGCACAAGAGAAAAGGUCAAAUCGUUCUCGAUCGGCACUGAUUGAUCGAAAGAAAUACUAUUAUCGUCGUCAUAGUAAAUUGACAUGCUAUUCAUUCUGUGGUACUAUGUCUAAUGUUAAUGAAAUCUUUACAUGCAAACAAUUUCUUCGGGGUCAUCCCUGCCUGCAAACGUUAUUUAUUUUUAUUGAUUCAUGCUUCCGCGGCAUGGGACAAGUGAUGUUUGCCAAUAAUCCUCUCUCGGGUUUCGUGAUUACAAUUGGUUUAAUGGUGGGUCAGUGGCAACUGGCCUUGUAUGGUCUAUUUGGAACAAUUGUAUCAACAUUAACAGCCCAUAUUAUAGGACUUGAUUACCGUUCGAUUCGUGCUGGUCUCUAUGGAUAUAAUGGUUGUUUAACAGCCAUGGCUAUCGCUCAUUUCUCAUUUGGGCCUAAUUCUGCGCAAAGUAUUGUACCGAUCGCGUUGAUGAGUGCUUGCUCUUCGAUCUUCCUUGUGGCCAUUGGAAAAAUACUUGUCGACCGAUUGGGUCUCUCACCAUUUACAUUUAGCUCUCAGUUGUGUUCAUUUAUAUGGCUAUUAGGUGCAUUGAAAUCUCGAUACUUUUUUGUGAAUGGAACAUUUUGGGCACCUGAAUCCUUCACGACAUUUGCUGAAAAACUCAAUUUAUCAAAUAUGACAGCUGUACGAUAUUCAUCAAUCGAUAUUGUGAUUGGAUUUCCGACAAGUAUCAGUGAAAUCUAUUUUAUCGAUAGUGCCUGGACCGGUAUCAUUAUACUUGUAGGCAUAUUAAUUUGUUCACCAGUACUAGCAUUCUUUGCUUUAUUCGGUGCAAUAACUGGGCAAUUGUCAGCAGCGUGCUUGUUAGGGCUUCCAACAAAAGCCAUUCAUAUGGGUUUGUGGGGCUAUAAUUCGGCAUUGGUGUGCCAGGCACUAGGAGGUAUGUUUUUCGUUCUAAGUGGCUGUCAUAUAUGGCUUUUUAUACUAUUCGGAUCUGUACUGACUGUUCUCGUUCAAGCUGCCAUUUCUACUUUGUUUUCUCCUAUUGGAAUGCCUGCACUUAUGCUACCGUCUACACUCAUAUGUUGGAUGUUUUGUCUGAUGGCUGGAUCAAGCAAAAACAUGGUAGCUGUCAAAUUGACAGACAUAAGCAUUCCUGAAGAACAUCUACGACGUUUUCGAUUGACAAAUCUAGUUAAAACACAUUUUGAAUUUCUUAAUAAUCUAUCGACAAUAUUGGAAAAAACCGGACACGACGAAGAUAUUUCAGUUGAAGAUCUUGCAAAGAUCGAAGCCGAAUUUGUACCGAUUCUUUUGUGUUCAUAUGCUCAUCAAAAUGAUUUACGAAAUCUGAAGACACUAUUAAAUGAAGGAGCCGACGUUAAUUCUACAGAUUAUGAUUUACGUAGUCCCUUACAUUUAGCAGCUUGUGCUGGGAAUACGGAAGUAUGUCUCAUGCUGAUUAGAAUGUUUCGGGCUAAUGUCAAUAUGAUCGACGAGUUUGGUGGAACACCAUUAUACGAUGCGUUUUGUCAUGGGAAUUUUCACUUGAUUUCAUUUCUUUAUGCAUUGGGCGCAAGAAUGCCGGUCGACAAGGCGAAAGAAUUGACUUUCUAUUUGUGUGUUUUUGCAUUCGAAGGCAAUUUGGAAGCAGUGCAAUAUUUAAUUGCAUGUGGAGUGAAUCCGAACUUGACCGACUAUAAUGGACGAACAGCGUUACAUUUAGCUGUUUGUAGCAAUCAUAUUUCUGUGGUAAAGUAUUUAGUUGAGGAGUGUAAUAGCUCUUUAACAAUUGUAGACGUUUACUUGCAAACUCCAAUUCAAGAAGCUCGAAGUUUACCUGAUACGCACAUUGCUAAUUAUCUUCAGCGGUGGAGGGACAAUUCAUCAAAAAUAACGACAACACAAGAAUUAGAUCGAAUACUGGAAGAUAUGUUAGAUCAAUAUGAUAAUGAUGGCCCAGAAGAAGAAGAAGACGGAAAAGAUGAAUCGUUCAUCAAUCAUUCUUCAGUUAGUAUCGAAGAAAGUUUAUUACCAGCUCUAUUUUGUACUGCUGCAGCCGAAGGAGAUGUACGACAAAUGGCUGACUUUCUCGAACAAUUUCCUGAGUUUUGUGUAAACAGUGUUGACUACGACUUUCGAUCGGCCGCUCACGUCGCUGCUGCCGAAGGUCAACUACGGAGCAUACAAUUUUUAUAUCAAUAUUCAUAUUCAAGAAAACAGGAUUUAAGUUGGAUAUAUCGAGAAGAUCGAUGGGGAUUUACGUCCAUUGAAGAAGCCUUUCGCUACGGACAUUAUGAAGUGGCUAAUUAUCUUAUAGAGUGCGUGAGGAAUGGUGAAAAAGUUAAUACGACCGAUAUUGCCCGACGACGAUCUUCCACGAUAAAGCCUGUGUUGGCAUCAAUGAAUCAAUGGAGAAAAGUCCUUCGUUUUGCUACAUUGGCUUCUGAAAAUGAAGCAGAACUGAUCAAUGGUCUUUUAGCGAGUGGUGUAUUUUCGCCAUUGGAAUUAUAUGCUGAUUAUGAUGGACGAUCACCUAUGCAUUUUGCUGCGGCCAAUGGCAAUUUAGAUGUAAUCAAAGUAUUGCUGCGCUACGGCUAUGAUGGCAAAACACACAAAGAUCGUUGGGGUAAUUGUGCACUAGAUGAAGCAAGACGAAAAAAAUUCGCUGAAAUUGUCGACCUUUUAAACGACGACAUUGUUUAA